AUGGGAAAGAGAGGAGGCGUAGGUAUGAGUGCUACUGAAUACCAGGGUGAAGAAAUUGAGAGGCCGCUGCCAGCGUGGCUGCGCGAUCAGGAUCACCCGGAGGCGACGGGUGAUUUCUUUUUGGCCGAAGGCUCAGCAAAAAUGGUCGGCUCUAAAGAUGACUCAAAAGUCAUGGGCAGUCGUGACACCUCGGAGGUGUUGUCUCUUAUCCUCUCCGAGUUACAGAGGCAAUCCUUGCGCAUAAACGACGUGAAAGCAACUCUUGCACGAAACGUCGCGUACCGAACCUGCUUUGACGUGCUGACGAUGAAUAACGUCACGUUGGACGCCGUUUGUGAGAACCCCGUUUCUCACCUGCGAAGUACCGUGAGGUACACGGGCUUGAAUUCCACAGUCACGAUCAGUUUUACCUCCGGCGAUGUCUCGAUAUUGUUAGACGACCCUGCUGAUGAUGUGGACUUUAUGGGCGUGAGUUUCACGUCGGAUUGCAUCUUAAACUGCCAACUUUUUGCUGGCAUAAAAGUCUGCAGUGUCGUUCUCAACAUUGACACUCAAAAAAUCACCGAUUUGACGCAAUUGACAUUGGUCGCACGAUCCGAGGAGGCGACAAAAGAGUUGUGCCAGGCGCUGAUGACACUCUGUGGCCGUGACCCGGUGAACCCCGGCGCGCAUCUGCACACACCGCCGUCGCUUCCCAGGGAAAGGCUGGCAUCUGCCGCUGCGUCGGCCGUUGCAUCAGACCUGUCGUCGCGAUUGUCGGCGCAGUCACCAACAGAAUGUAGAGUCAACAGCCGCGGUGUUACGGAUGCCGUUCGCACCCCAACCAUGCGUCGUUGCGAGGGGUCAAAACGCCCGUCUUUAAGUGAGCAAGUGCCUUGA
Molecule: messenger RNA, 879 nt
Organism: Trypanosoma cruzi
Lineage: Eukaryota; Euglenozoa; Kinetoplastea; Trypanosomatida; Trypanosomatidae
Exons: 1
Coding region: 1-879 (292 amino acids)
Source: RefSeq, a predicted model, not a curated record